This is a messenger RNA of Anopheles maculipalpis, 489 nucleotides long. RefSeq lists its product as uncharacterized. Bases 1 to 489 code for a protein of 162 amino acids. NCBI's taxonomy places the organism in Eukaryota, Metazoa, Arthropoda, Insecta, Diptera, Culicidae. The transcript is spliced from 3 exons. The record is from RefSeq and is a predicted model, not a curated record. Gene Ontology annotation, cellular component: mitochondrion.
AUGGCAUCGAUACUUAAAAUUACUCGCUCAUGGCGAUAUUUUAAUCGUAAAUUUCACUGUAAAAUUGAAGACACCUAUCCUUUGGAUGCACCCUUACGUAACAAGCCGAAGGUAAGCCAACCGGCAGACUACGAAAUGAUGCCCGGAAUGUCGCCCAAAGUAUUUCGCGAGACGGAGUACGACCAUGCCCUUGGACCCAUACCGACAACGGGAAAUGCGACCAAGAACUACCACUACAAGAAUCCGGAAUACUUUUCCUACCAUAACUAUUCGUAUUACGACAUUGGACGUGCGAUAGGGUGUGCCUAUCGGCAACAACCGAGCGCAGUGCCGAAACGCGGCAAAUUGUUCCGUCUUCCGUGGCAAAAGGAGGAAGACAUUCUGUACAAUGCAGCGAUUCCGGUGUCGUUUAGUUGCUUUCGCUUUCGUGAAGAGGAAAAGUUGGAACAGGGCGAUGAGAAAUCUCAGGAACAAACUGCAAAGAGUUAG